Messenger RNA from Labrus mixtus (cuckoo wrasse), 1820 nucleotides. RefSeq names its product jumonji domain containing 4 (gene jmjd4). The record is from RefSeq and is a predicted model, not a curated record. Gene Ontology annotation, biological process: protein hydroxylation; positive regulation of translational termination; negative regulation of gene expression. Gene Ontology annotation, molecular function: sequence-specific DNA binding; histone H4R3 demethylase activity. The coding region runs from base 429 to 1736 and encodes 435 amino acids. Gene Ontology annotation, cellular component: nucleus; cytoplasm. The transcript is spliced from 6 exons. Lineage: Eukaryota; Metazoa; Chordata; Actinopteri; Labriformes; Labridae.
CGGCGGUAUUUACUGUUCGGCUGGAAAAUCCUGCAGGGAGAGAAAUCUGACACGACAAGGGCUUUGAGAUCAAUUGUUAUCAUUAGCCGGCGGUUACCUAAACAGAUAAGAUGGCAUGCAUUGCAAGAAUUUAACACGUAAAAUCUUAUAAAUAACAGGUUGUGGUAACAUUAAAUGAAUACUCUCGUUAUUUACACCUCGGGAUGGAGUCAUUUGCAGCGACCUGUUGUCAAGUUAGCAAAAAAUAACCUUACGUUUUUUAGCACAAUGCUAGUUUUCCAGCUCUAUCUAGCACAUGUUUACUGUAAAUGUGAAGCGACAUGUGCUGUGUAAUGUUUACCCAGUCGAACUGUAAGUCUUAUUAUCACGUUUCUUGCCGUCUAAACGGUGACAGCUAAGCGUUGCUAACAGGCUAGCCGAGGUAUUGAAUGUUUACCAUCAUGGACAGGGAGGCUUAUCGCAACUGCUGCAGUCUGGCAAAAAUAACAAGACAGUCUUAUGACCAGUUUUGGUCUCCUCAUUUUUUAGAUUACAUCGACAAGGAGUUGAGCUACUCCAAGUUUUUCAAGAAAUACUUGCUUCCGAACCACCCGUGCAUGUUUUCAAGGAGGUUUACAGACGACUGGAAGUGUAGAAAACAGUGGGUGUCUGAGGAGGGGAAGCCUAAUUUCCAGAAGCUGCUACAACAGUUUGAGGAGACUCCUGUUCCUGUCGCAAACUGUAACGCAAAGGAGUACAACGCCAACCCAAAACAAGUGAUGCCUUUCAAAGAAUUUAUACAAUACUGGAGGGAAUACAUCCAGAACGGCCACUCGUCACCUAAGGGAUGUCUUUAUCUUAAAGACUGGCACAUGUCAAGGGACUUUCCAGAACAUAAUGUUUACACCACACCGGUCUUCUUUUCUUCUGACUGGCUUAAUGAAUACUGGGAUACACUUGAGGUGGACGACUAUCGCUUUGUCUACAUGGGACCCAAAGGCUCAUGGACUCCGUUCCACGCCGACGUGUUCCGCUCCUACAGUUGGUCUGCAAACAUAUGUGGCAGGAAAAAAUGGCUCCUGUAUCCCCCCGGUCAGGAGGAGUUUUUACGGGACACUCAUGGGAACCUCCCCUAUGAUGUUACAUCUGCUGAACUGCGAGAUAAAGGCCUUUUUCCACACUCCGAGGAAGCCUGUCAACCUCUUGAAAUUAUUCAAGAGGCGGGGGAAAUCAUUUUUGUGCCCAGUGGCUGGCACCAUCAAGUUUAUAAUCUGGAGGACACCAUCUCCAUAAAUCAUAACUGGUUGAACGGCUGCAACAUCGACAUCAUGUGGCAGUUUCUUCAGAAUGAGCUGUCGUCUGUUCAAAAAGAGAUUAAUGAAUGGAGAAACACGAUGGACUCGUGGCACCAGCACUGCCAGGUCAUCAUGAAAGCUUGCUCUGGUAUCAACUAUGGAGAAUUUGCCUCGUUUUUAAAGAUCAUUGCCAACAACAGAAUGGCUUUCCUGAAUGCUUGCUCCUCUGGGGAUUCCUCCGAAUGCCCACGACAUCUGUCAGAGACCCUCACCGUACUUGGACCUUACCAUGCUGCCUUUGACCUACAAAGAGUGGCUCAUAUUAUUGAAUGCCUACUCUGCAAUGACGACUUUAAGCGGCUGGAUCAUUCUACUUUGACUUUGCAGCCAGAAACCAUGUUACAGCAAAUUCGUGACACCAUACAAUCCACCAGGGGGCAGCAUCUCCUUUAUCAGGAAUAAGAUGUUCAGUGGUGUCUCGUCAAUGUGCUUAUCGUCUGGAAUUAGCUUGAAUGACAAGUGCCAAUUUGUAUGUUGUGAAAAAGA